AUGUCGAAGACGGUCGGCCUGCCAGUCCCCACCUCUAGUCUCGGUCCCCUUUCGGAAAGCCCAGCAACCGCUGCCGUGUCUCUCCCAUUCGAUCAGCUGCCCUCGCGCCCCUCAAGUCGUCACACCGCCCGCAUGACAGUGGAAUGCGACGAGGCAGGAGCAUCCACAGCUGACGUUUACACGUCUGCUCUCUCAAAGGGCAGCUGUAUCUCCGAUAGUUCCUUCUCUGCCGAAAACAUGAAUGGCGACCGAGUACUCAGCCGCAUCGAAGGCUGGGUUUACCUCCUAGAUGAGGGUCCCAACACAUGUCCCAUUAAAGACUCCUACAGCACGCGAGCAUGGCGCCGUCGCUACGUCGUCGUCGAGCCCCAUCAAGGCCGCAUUGGCAUUGCCCCAACUCGCGAGGCCAUGCUUUAUGACACUCGUGCCUCGUCUCUGUUUUCUGACGUCAACCAGCCCGUGUUGUUUUUGGGAAAGGCCUCACAAUCAGAGGGCGAUGAGCUCUCGUUUGCUCAGCAAGCGGAGGUCGAAGAGUCACGAAAGCGAAUCUUCCGGCCACGAAGCGCGCAAUCUAAGAAGGCUGCUUGUGACGAAGGUCUCACGAUGAUCGACAUUCGAAACUGUGACUUUUAUGCGGUUCAUCGAAGCAUCUUUCGUUACGAUCCGCAGUUGCAACACGUUUUUGCCAUUGAGUUUGCCAACACACGUUAUUUGUGUCGUGUCAAUGAUUAUUGGUCACAAAUCAAGUGGGUGGCCGGCUGUAAGCGGUUUCAAGCCGCACCGCAACACGGCGGAAUCGUAAUGUUCCGCGAGCUUUUGAUCGAGCUCAAGGAUUUGACUUGGACAAGACCGUUGACAAGAUCGUCGAACAAGCCCGUUGAGCUCUCCGUUGUCGUGCACAUUCGUGGCUUCCCUCAUGCAAUGACGCCACCCCGGCAAUCCACGACUUCAAGUCUCUCACUGGACGACGGACUUGUGUUGGACUGGAUGCGCAUCAGUCGCCGUCAUCUCCAAUCCGCCAUUACGGCCCGCGUCGUCCGCUGCAACAAAAAGGACAAGGAGACCAUUGCGGAAGCCACGCUGCCCUUUGGUCUAGCCUCCAACUAUGCUCGAGCCUCGAAGAAAGUGCAAAUGAAAGGGAAUAAGCCUAUUAUUCUCUCUGCCUCAGAAUUCAACCCCCCGCCCCAUAUCGACCUGCACUUUGCUCAUUUCUAUGCGUUACAUUUGCACGAAUCGUCCAGCUUGGAGCCCAAGAUUGUGAUCAUGUACCCUCUGCAAUUGGCCGAGCCCGUACUGCACUGGUUUGACCAACACGGUGACACGUAUUACGAGUCGAUCGUCGACAUCUUGUCCAAAAGUUUUGGGCAGAUCCGCAACAUCCGUCACCGGCACGAGCCCCUGCUGCGCUUUCUGCGUGGGUUUCUUGCCGUUUUUGUCAACCGCGGUGACCUCGUUGAACGUUGGCUCGUCAAGCUCCUACGACAGUUUUUUGAACGCGAAACCCAGACAAAGGAUGGCAUUGACUCCGCCGGACGGCGCAAUGAGCCUGUCACCAUGUUGCUUCACGCCUACGUAUUUUAUUUUGCCCAAAACUGGCUUCUUGCCACACUUGGCGAUUCCAUUCUAAGUGUUCAGCACACCGCUGAAGAACUGGGCAUGUGCAAUGUGGCUGGAUUUUCCUGUCGAGAGCAACACGUGGAGCGCCUCAAGCAGCAUUUUAGUGACAUUUGGGGCCGUAUUGUUGCUGCUGCGGAUCAAUUUCCACAUCGCGUGCGAACAUUCUGUGUGCUACUGACCACGGCCCUUCGCCAGGACUUUCCAGUCCAGAUUGAUCGCCAGAUUACCUCUGUUCUCAUUUUCCAAUUUCUGUGCACAGCCAUCUCUGCACCCCACACGUCGGGCUUGACUCAGACCAUGCCGGACUCGGCGCAGAGCACUUGGCUCAAGCAUCUGGCCGGGGCCAUCAAGUCUAUGUUUUACGGCAUGAUGCAUGUUGGCAAUCCCUUUGAGCAGUUUGUCAAAGAGCAGUAUGAUGAGCAUCACGGCAAUGCCAGUCGCAUCCUGACGAUGUGGCGCACGCCAUCGCUGGAGGUGAUGGAAGGGGUGUCUACAUCCACCGCCACCUGUGAUCGAACGUUGAUGCGUCGCUCCUUGGCCGUCUUCAUACGGUUCGGAGGAUGGCUGCGAGGCACUAGACGCUUCUACCUCUGGCUCAGAGUUGGGCUGUAA
Molecule: messenger RNA, 2229 nt
Organism: Monosiga brevicollis MX1
Lineage: Eukaryota; Choanoflagellata; Craspedida; Salpingoecidae
Exons: 20
Coding region: 1-2229 (742 amino acids)
Biological process (GO): regulation of GTPase activity
Source: RefSeq, a predicted model, not a curated record